AUGAGCUUACUGGUCGACGAUUCCGCGGCACAGUGGGUCUUCUCCUCUACCGAAAAUGCUAAUCUGAGCAUGAGGGAUGCCGGCUGGCAUCAACUCGCUCAUAACCGUUCCGCUAUUACGAGUGGCUACUACAAUUCUACUGCACUAUGGACAACGACGCCAGGCGCGACGGCCUCCCUUAUUUUCCAGGGUACUGAAAUAUUUCUUUAUUCGGCAAAAUCGCCACAGUUUGGGACCAUGAAUGUCACUUGCGAUUGGAAUUCGUCAUCCGUUCCACUCACUCAGACUGAACUUCAGCCUGGCGAGAUGGUAUGGCAUCUCAGCGGGCUGGACCCGACAGUCCUACAUGCUGUACGGGUGCAGUCCAUGGGUGACGGCAGAAUCAAUAUUGACAAAGUCGGUAUUGAGCCGGGUCCUCCGAGUGCAAUCCCACCAUCAAUGCCCACUCCACUCCCUCCCGCAUUUCCAAAUAUCCGCAUUCCGACGACACCGAGUACUGUAACGAGCAUGACCACUUUAAAGACGACGGUGACAAUGACAAUGACAAUGACUACAAGUGCGAGUGCGGCUGCAAAACCAUCGUCUGGUGUUUCUCUGAGCAAUGGCGCACUCACGGGGAUCAUCCUUGCAUCUGUAAUGUUUUCGGUUGCUAUUGGGCUUUUACUUCUAUGUUGGAAACGGAGGCGAUCGCGGAGAAAUGCUCGGAAGACUGUCCCUGGGCUCCAACGAUCUGCUUUUCGCAGUCUUCACCUUCCGUACUGGUUGAGACGAACUACCUCUUCAAAUAUCUCUGGAAGCGAUUCAAGCUUUAUGGCGAUAGAGGACCAGGAGAAAGGGGAAGUGGGUUUGGUUGGCGACAAAGAGGAUGUGCCAGGAAGGAAUGCAACAGCUAUACUCCCUUCGAUCCGUCGGCUUAGUACACUGUCCAUCGGAGGAGUCCCAUAUUCUUCUUCUCCGGUCCCUUCUCGUGCUAUACGAACACGCGUACCUGCCUCUACG
Messenger RNA from Fomitiporia mediterranea MF3/22, 999 nucleotides. RefSeq lists its product as uncharacterized. The transcript has 5 exons. Lineage: Eukaryota; Fungi; Basidiomycota; Agaricomycetes; Hymenochaetales; Hymenochaetaceae. The annotation marks the transcript as partial. The record is from RefSeq and is a predicted model, not a curated record.